AGAGCAGAUCUGCGGGUGAGGAUGGAGGGCUCUCGAGGACUGGCCGUCUGCUAGCCCUGCCUGGGAGACACCCCGAGAACCGUGGAAUCCUGCGCCCUUAAACUUCCAGAGGAGUCUCUUGUGUCACAAAGUGGCCCAAGAGGGUUCCGUCUUUGUUUUGGUGAAGCGCAGAAGAGGAUGCUGCAGACAUGUUCAAUCCACACGUGUUGGAUUCUCCAGCUGUGAUUUUCGACAAUGGGUCCGGGCUCUGCAAAGCAGGCCUGUCUGGAGAGAUUGGACCCCGCCACGUCAUCAGCUCCGUCGUGGGGCACCCGAAAUUCAAGAUGCCUUCAGCGGGAGCCAAUCAGAAGAAGUACUUUGUGGGGGAAGAAGCCCUGCACAAGGGUGAGGUCUUGCAGUUGUGCUACCCCAUCGAGCGGGGCCUGGUCACAGGCUGGGAAGACAUGGAGAGACUCUGGAAGCACCUCUACGAGUGGGAAUUGGGAGUAAAGGCCAGCGACCGGCCGGUGCUCAUGACCGAGCCCUCCCUGAACCCACGGGAGACCCGGGAGAAGAUGGCCGAGGUGAUGUUUGAGACCUUCAACGUGCCUGCCUUCUACCUUUCGGACCAGGCCGUGCUGGCCCUCUACGCCUCGGCCUGUGUCACGGGCCUGGUGGUGGACAGCGGAGAUGGGGUCACUUGCAUUGUCCCCAUCUUCGAGGGGUACUCCCUGCCCCACGCGGUCACCAAGCUCUACGUGGCGGGGAGGGAUAUCACGGAGCACCUCACCCGGCUACUGCUGGCCAGCGGGCGGACCUUCCCGUGUGUGCUGGACAAGGCCCUGGUGGACGACAUCAAGGAGAAGCUGUGCUACGUGGCCCUGGAGCCGGAGAAGGAGCUCUCCCGGAGGCCUGAGGAGGUCCUGAGGGAGUACAAGCUGCCGGACGGCAGCAUUAUCUGCAUCGGGGACCAGCUGUACCAGGCGCCUGAGGCCCUGUUUGCACCCGACCAGCUGGGCAUCCAGAACCCAGGCCUGUCCAAGAUGGUCUCCUGCAGCAUCACCAAGUGUGACGCUGACAUCCAGAAGACACUCUUUGGGGAGAUCGUGCUGUCCGGGGGCACCACUCUCUUCCACGGGCUUGAUGACCGGCUUCUGAGGGAGCUGGAGCAGCUGGCUGCCAAAGGGACUCCCAUCAAGAUCACGGCUCCUCCCGACAGGUGGUUCUCCACGUGGAUUGGCGCCUCCAUCGUCACCUCCCUGAGCAGCUUCAAGCAGAUGUGGGUCACCUCUGCAGAUUUCAAGGAGUUUGGGGCAUCCGUGGUUCAGAGAAGAUGCUUCUGAGGGGCGCUGCACAUGGGGCGGCCCCCACGGGGAGUGAGCUCGCCCCUCAGCAUUGGCAGGAUGUCAAUAAAAGACAAAACGGUGCCGUC
This is a messenger RNA of Ceratotherium simum simum (southern white rhinoceros), 1411 nucleotides long. RefSeq names its product actin related protein T2 (gene ACTRT2). The record is from RefSeq and is a predicted model, not a curated record. NCBI's taxonomy places the organism in Eukaryota, Metazoa, Chordata, Mammalia, Perissodactyla, Rhinocerotidae.